UCUAUGUUUUCUCAGAAAGCAAUAUAAGUUCAAAUUAGAAGUUUCGUAAAUAACUUGACAAUAUUGUAAAAUAAGCUAUUAUGAGCUCUUCAAACCAUAUUACAAAGUGUGUAGUACUCUUUCAUAGGGUAUUUCAAAACAAAAACAGAUAAGAAAACAACGCAGUGAGGUUAGACUGCAAAGCAUUUAAAGGCAGUAUUCGUUCAAUUCACUGCAGUACCAGAGUAGAUUUCAGAUAGAUCAACGCCCACUCUUAAAAACCUUUGGGAUUCACCAUGACAAGACACUUGACAGGGUGCCUUUGGCUGCUUUGUUUGGUCUCGAUGGCGUUUUCCGACCUGGCGGUGACCAGUUCGCCCAAACCAACGUUUACAUCGGCGUUUAGCUCUAAAACCACUUCCCCCGCCGGUACCGAUGCUCCAAAUACGAAUAAGACCAUGCUGCCCAUGGUGAUCAACACCUGGAACUUCACGGCCGCCAAUGUGCUGGCCUGGCGGAUCCUCAAGCAGAGCAAGGGCGGCCUGCGGCAGACGCGCAACGCCGUGGUGGAGGGCUGCACCAAGUGCGAGAAGCUGCAGUGCGACCGCACAGUGGGCUACGGCGGAUCUCCGGACGAGUCGGGCGAGACCACGCUGGACGCCAUGGUCAUGGACGGCAGCACCUUGGAUGUGGGCGCAGUGGCCGGGCUGCGGCGCAUAAAGGACGCCAUCAAGGUGGCCCGUCAUGUGCUGGAGCACACUCAGCACACCAUGCUGGUGGGCGAUGCAGCGUCCGCCUUUGCCAACGCCAUGGGAUUCGAGUCGGAGUCGCUGGUCACGCCGGAGUCGAAGGACAUGUGGCAGCAGUGGACGGCCGAGAACUGCCAGCCGAACUUCUGGUGGAACGUGCACCCGGAUCCCAAGGUCUCGUGCGGCCCAUACAAACCUCGACCAACCCCACUGACCCGCUGGAAGGAGGAUCGGGCUCGAAAUGAGUACGAGAUCGGGCGCAAGAACCACGACACCAUCGGCAUGAUAGCCAUCGACGUGGAGGGCAACAUCCAUGCGGGCACAUCCACCAACGGGGCACGCCACAAGAUUCCCGGACGCGUUGGGGAUUCCCCGAUUCCGGGUGCCGGUGGCUAUGCGGACAACGAGGUGGGUGCCGCUGUGGCCACCGGAGACGGGGAUGUGAUGAUGCGCUUCCUGCCCUCGCUCCUGGCUGUGGAGGCCAUGCGAUUGGGAAAACCGCCUGCAGAGGCCGCCGAAGUAGGCAUCCGGAGGAUAAUGAAGCGCCACAAGGACUUCAUGGGCGCUGUCAUCGCCGUGGAUCGCCUAGGAAACUAUGCAGCCGCCUGUCACGGGUUAGAGGAGUUCCCCUUCAUGGUCAGUAGUCCAGCACGGCCGGACAAGCCGACCCGCCUGGAAACGGUCAAGUGCAUUGCAAAUCCGGAAAAAUUAAAUAUAGUGCCGUUGUAAGCAGAUGGGAAGUGUUAAAAUUUUGUAAUAAAAAUGUAAUUUGAAUUUC
Drosophila gunungcola (fruit fly) is the source of this 1506-nucleotide messenger RNA. RefSeq names its product putative N(4)-(beta-N-acetylglucosaminyl)-L-asparaginase GG24090. Bases 276 to 1457 code for a protein of 393 amino acids. Gene Ontology annotation, cellular component: lysosome. Gene Ontology annotation, molecular function: N4-(beta-N-acetylglucosaminyl)-L-asparaginase activity. The record is from RefSeq and is a predicted model, not a curated record. The transcript is spliced from 2 exons. Gene Ontology annotation, biological process: protein deglycosylation. Lineage: Eukaryota; Metazoa; Arthropoda; Insecta; Diptera; Drosophilidae.